AUGGCUCAUCCGGGGAGAAGAGGCUACGAUAACCGGGAGAUAGUGCUGAAGUACAUCCACUAUAAACUCUCGCAGAGGGGAUACGACUGGGCUGCCGGUGAGGACAGGGCACCCCUGUCUCCAGGUCUCUCUCCUCCUGCUGCUGCUGCUGCGGUUGCUGCUGCUGCUGGGACUUCCUCGGAUCACCCUGGGCUGGUGUCUCCGCACCCCGAGCCCCCCGGCUCGGCUGCUGCUAGCCACGCACCCCCAGCUGAGGGGCUGCGCCCCGCACCCCAGGUCGUCCACCUCACCCUGCGCCAGGCAGGGGACGAGUUCUCCCGCCGCUACCAGAGGGACUUUGCCCAAAUGUCCUGCCAGCUGCACCUGACACCCUUCACGGCCAGGGGCCGCUUCGUGGCGGUGGUGGAGGAGCUCUUCCGAGACGGGGUUAACUGGGGCAGGAUCGUGGCCUUCUUCGAGUUCGGCGGCGUCAUGUGUGUGGAGAGCGUCAACCGGGAGAUGUCUCCCCUCGUAGACAGCAUCGCUGCCUGGAUGACCGAGUACCUGAACCGGCACCUGCACAACUGGAUCCAGGACAACGGAGGCUGGGAUGCCUUUGUGGAGUUGUAUGGCAACAGUAUGAGGCCUUUGUUUGAUUUCUCCUGGAUCUCUCUGAAGACUAUCCUGAGUCUGGUUCUGGUGGGAGCUUGCAUCACUCUUGGCGCUUAUCUCGGACAUAAGUAGAGUCACCCAGUUUAUCGUGGAUUACAAAAGUCUUUCAAAACAACAAAAUAAUAUUUUUUUUUCUGUAGCACAAUGAUAUUUUAUGAGCAAAACAACUUCCCAGCUAAAGAUUAAAUCAGCUAUUACUGCCAAAGGAAAUAUCAUUUAUUUUUACAUUGCAGGAAAAUUAUUUAUUAAGAGAUAUUUACAUUUUAACCUGCUAUUUUCAGAAACUCUGCAAGUUGUAUCUGUCAUCACAUCAUGUUGUUAUUCUUAACUUUAAUGAGCCUCAAAGUCUUUUAGGUUCUUUUUUUAAUUAAUGCAGCUGGCUGGAUUAUUUUUUCUCUGCAGAGCAAAUAUACUGACCUACCUGCUUACACUUACAAGGGCAGUUACUUGAGCUGCUAAAGGCUGCGUAGUUGUGUUGAUUUUCCUUGCAUUUUCUGGAUGGCUGGGAGGGAUCUGAAAGACAAGGUCAGUGUGAACAAAGUUCUCACCCUGUCCUGCUGGCAAGAACUGAUGGAGUGAACGAUUCAGCAUGGUACAUACGUGGAGUCA
Messenger RNA from Leptosomus discolor (cuckoo roller), 1260 nucleotides. RefSeq names its product BCL2 apoptosis regulator (gene BCL2). The record is from RefSeq and is a predicted model, not a curated record. Gene Ontology annotation, biological process: release of cytochrome c from mitochondria; extrinsic apoptotic signaling pathway in absence of ligand; negative regulation of apoptotic process. Lineage: Eukaryota; Metazoa; Chordata; Aves; Leptosomiformes; Leptosomidae. Gene Ontology annotation, molecular function: BH domain binding. Gene Ontology annotation, cellular component: mitochondrial outer membrane.